GCUCAAAUCAAAGGGACGUAAAUCGCUCGAACGAAACCCUCAAGACUUCCGCCCACAGAAUUCUGUGCUUCCGCCUCACUUUUCGAGCCAACCAAGACCGAAUCCAACCCAAGACAGAAUAAGACGACUUAUUCCGUCUUGGAUGCAGCCGAAUCAACGGGGAUUGCCUGUCGCUAUUUUUAGAACCAGAGAAAGUAAGUUGGUACUUCCGGUAGGCUACUUGCUCCUCUGCAACUGUGAAAAAAUAAACAAUUGUGAUAAAAUCACAAUAUUUACGAAAAUAUGGUUACAUUAAUGUGAGGGAUUGAUAUGUUCUCUAUGAAUGGGAAAAUAGUUCUUUCUGUGUGAUACAACCGUAGUCCAGGGAAGCAUGGCAUCGAAUUCUUUUAUGGAAAGGCUUCGCACCUUUCAUCCCCCUCUACCAACAAACUUCACUUCACUCUCAAACUCCUACUACACUCCAAUGAAGUUUGCAGAAGCCGGCUGGCAGUGGGAGCGCGAAGACAAUGUCCUUUCCUUGUCAGAUGAACUAGUAUGUCGCUCUUGUAGUGUAAGGCACAGUGGAUGGUCAGGGGAGUCUCCCUUUGCUGCCCACCGGACGAAAAGUCCCAACUGUCAUUUUCUUAAUACAGCACCAAACCCGACCAGCAUCCAAUCUCCUUUUGUUGACGGAGAAGCCACCUCUUCAUCCCCUUUAAUUCUAAUGAAUGAGAUGAAUGAAGGUGCAAAUAUACAGGAACUGGAAACAAUAUCAUCCAUCUGUAACUCAUGUGUUUCUAGCGAUGCAGAAACUUUGAGAAGAAAGUUAUUCUUGAGUAGGCUGAACUAUGAUCAUCACUCUCAGUCUCGGACAUCAUGCAGACGCCAACUUAUCGUUCACCCUCUCAAACCUCUUUCUGGUGGGUAUCCCAUGUUGUUUGAAAGUCUUCGACUGACUACUUACAGUUCACCAAGCUCAGUUGAGGCUGCAAAAUGGUCAAGAGAUGGCUUCAUCAUGAUUUCUAACCUCCGAGCCCUAUGUGUUUUCUGUGGACUCCAGUUGGAGUUUGACGUGUGUGUUGACAUUGGACAUGUGCACAAGGAAAAGUCACCUGAGUGUCCUUUUGUGUGCCACUUUGAUGUGGGAAAUAUUUCUAGUGAAGUGCAAAGGAGUAUUCUGGAGAAAGAGCGUUCAAAGCAUUUUGUGGACUUUAGUGAGCGGGAUUCUUCCGUGGUAAAAGAGUACAGUAUCAUGUACCCAGAGUUUGAGAGUGCAACAGACAGAUCUGGUACCUUUAAUUUGUGGCCAAAGCUUCAGAGAGCAAUGUUUCCUCCUGUUGUUAUGGCUGAUGCAGGUUUUUACUAUACAGGUCACAAUGACAUGGUCUGUUGUUUUUCCUGUGGUGUUGAACUCUUUGACUGGAUACCUGGUGCUGACCCCCUGACCCAGCAUGCUUGUGCCUCUCCUGUUUGUUACUUCUUGCUGCACAGCAAAGGUCAAGAGUUCAUCAAUAAUGCUCAACAACAAGAGCUUGUGGUUGGAGUAAACCAAGAGAGUCAAAUACAAGGUCUUGAGGCAGCUACUUCAUCCACCACACUGUCAACAGCAGCAGCAACAUCAUCAUCAUCAUCAUCAUCAUCAUCAUCAUCGUCAUCAUCUCCACAACCAACUGGACCCAGACCGUACCUGGACCUGGACUUGUUCUCCUCAGCUCGUGCACGUGGGUACAGCACAGAGCAAAUCUCUGAUGCCAUCAUCACCUUCUUUUACCUGACUUGUGGCCAGUUCCCCGACUCUCCCCUCCUGCUGGGUCUGCUCAAGGCCGGCACUGACCACCACAAGAUGCUCUGUGACAAGACACAGGAAGUAGUGGACAUCAGUUCGGAGAACCAGGUCAUUAAGUCAGAGAACCAGGUCAUUAAGUCAGAGGUUGAAGUCAUUAAGUCAGAGGUCGAGGCAGUCAAAUCUGAGAACCAGGUCAAGGACACAGAGAUCCAGGCCAAGGAGAGAGAACUCCAGCGUCAGAGGUUUGAGCGUGACUGGCGUGAGCUGGCCAUGAAUCAGGUCAUAGAGGAGCUAGAAGAGAAAGACCAGGCAUUAGAAGAGAAAGACCAGGCAUUAGAAGAGAAAGACCAGGUGAUAGAAGAGAAUAGACAGGUGAUAGAAGAGAAAAACCAGGCACUCCUCACCAAAGAUCUACAACUGUCCAUGCUGAGACAAGAGUUACUAGAAAUGCGUGAACAUCAAAGACCUCGGUCAGCUCCCCUGGACAGACUGGACUUUGACACAGAAGACCAAUCCGAUGAUCCAGAUGUGGGAGAAUGUCAGAACAGCAGUCGUAUUGAAGAAGUUAAUGUGAUGUCUUGCCCGAUGUGUCAUGACGCACCCAUCCAGGUCUUGCUGCGUCCGUGUAAACAUCUGUGUGGCUGUGCCCUGUGUGUCUCCAAACUUGACGGACGAUGCCCUUAUUGUAGACGCGUCACCACUGGGAUGGAGAAAGUCUUUGUCCCAUGAUUUUCAAAAUCUAUACCUUUUGUGUGUGUAGAACUAGAUCUACAUGUUGCAUGAUCGAUUCUGCUGUAAUGAGGAGGUUAAUAUUGUAAGUUUACUCUUCCGUUGAGUGAUUCAAAUUUUAAAUAUUUCCUGUGGAAAUAAAACAUGACCAUCUUAUUCAGACGCACCUAAAGCCCCACUCAAUCUUUCUCCCUCCCUAACAGUAUCAAAAGGAGAUAAGUUGUCUACUUUAAAAUAUUUUUGUACAAAAGCAACUGGAAAUUAUUUUUGAAAAUAUAGAAUUAAUUGCUAAAGAUAGAUUAUAUACUUAAGUGUUAACUAACACUAACAGUAGCAGUCACUGUUUCUAAACCUAUUCCCAUUUUGUAGUUGUUCGUGGAAGCUCCACUGAUCAGCCGAUCUCUUAAUUGAAUGAUCUAAAUUGAAUUGAUGGAGAUGGAAACAUAUAACAUCUAUUUUGUUGUUAGUCUAUUGUCGUUGGCCAUAUUUGAUGCUCUUUGAUAAGAAUAAUCUAAUCUUCCUCUAGAGGACAAAACACAAGCUGCUGUUGUAUUUUUUACACACUAAUUGAAGUUUCUCAUACUUUUAAAGAAUCUGUUUCUCAUUACAAUGUUAACUUUCACAUAUUCUUAAGAUGACUAUGAAGUUGUUUUGUAUAGUUGUAAUAUAAUAUAUAAUGCGAUGCCUUAGAAAAGCAGUAAACUAGACCAGGCGAGACA
Aplysia californica (California sea hare) is the source of this 3213-nucleotide messenger RNA. Its product is annotated as baculoviral IAP repeat-containing protein 2. Bases 371 to 2494 code for a protein of 707 amino acids. The record is from RefSeq and is a predicted model, not a curated record. NCBI's taxonomy places the organism in Eukaryota, Metazoa, Mollusca, Gastropoda, Aplysiida, Aplysiidae. Gene Ontology annotation, cellular component: nucleus; cytoplasm. The transcript is spliced from 8 exons.